Limanda limanda (common dab) is the source of this 1256-nucleotide messenger RNA. RefSeq names its product T-cell surface antigen CD2-like. Bases 134 to 1123 code for a protein of 329 amino acids. The record is from RefSeq and is a predicted model, not a curated record. NCBI's taxonomy places the organism in Eukaryota, Metazoa, Chordata, Actinopteri, Pleuronectiformes, Pleuronectidae. The transcript has a single exon.
CUUCACAGGACGGCAUCUCGAUCACUGCUUGAGUAGAUUAGAUAAGGAUAGUUUAACGCUCAAGUGAUUGAUUGUUCCUAACAAAUUUCCUGUCAUCAUUCAGAAGGGACAUCUUGGGCUCCCCUGGGUUAUCAUGGCGUGUUUUGCUGUGAUUAUUCUGUCUGGAUUCAUCAGCAUCUCAGCAGCAAAGGAAACAUGUGAUCGCUAUGCUGCAGUUGGACAGAGUCGGACUCUGACUCUUGACUUUAAAGGACUGGAAAACAAAAAUGCGCUGAAAUGGUCUCACAAUAAUAAGACCCUGUUUCUCAGAGAUGGACGAGGCAAUGUGUCUGUCGGAAAGAAAGGGGACGUUUCUGCAACCGGAUCUCUUGAGCUGAAGAACCUGCAGUUCUCCGAUGCUGGCGUUUACGAAGGAGAGGUGCAGUCUUUCAAAAGACCUUUGCCGAAAACAUGGAGAGUCUGUGUGAUGGACAAGGUGUCAAAACCUCAACUAACUUAUGUGUGUGACUUGAAGUCCAGCACUGUUAAUCUAAACUGCAAUGUAUCCAGGCCUCAGGAUUUGGAUUUCUCAUGGAUGCUCAAUGACAAGUCGUUAACAGGGGGAAGACAAACGUUGGGCGUACCGAUUCCACUGUUGAAAGAGCAGAGGAGCUUCACAUGUAGCGUGGCGAACAGAGUCAGCAAGGAGAGGAGUGACGCUGUUCGUCCAACCUGCCCAAGUAUGCUUUGUUUAUCACCCAAAACAGUUGUGGCAGCGGUCGCAGGAGGAGUGAGUCUGAUUCUGUUUUUGAUCGUCAUCAUCGUUGUAUUAUGUUUCUACUACAGAUGCAACAAGACUCAAAAUGGACUCAGGGAGAAAUGGGUAAUCAGAAUGCUUUCUCUAAACAUGCUAGAGCGGGACUCCAUCAGCCCAGAUUAUGAGACCAUGAACCCGGCUGAGAACCCUCCUCCUCCGAGCCCUAAGCCUAUACCGAGAGCAUGUUACCAGAACGUUCCUCCGCCCGAAGCUCAGCCUGGAAACGGCCCUGUGCAGCUGUCCAACAUCGCUGAGAGACAACAACCUUCGCCUGUGCCGAAGCCGAGGACCAAGACAACAAAUAUCGGAAUGUUUCUCCCUCAAUAAACUUUCAGCGACAACGAAAAAAAGACAUUUGUGGCUUAAAAACAUACAACUUAAAGUUUACAUUUUAAUUUUGCCUAGUCUUUAUCGCUGUAUCAAAAUUUUUGUAGGAGUGAUGGGUAAAAUGUUUAUAAAU